UUUCAGAAGCUUCACAAGUGAAUCCUUCAUUUCCAAUGACGCUCUGUGUGGCGAUCCAAAAUUUGAUGUUCCACCAUGCCAAACCAAUCCACAACAUGGAUCAAAAUUGAAAAGGGUGCUUUUAAUUACACUUUGCUUACUGGGGAUUGCUAUUGUGGUCGUCUUAGCCUUGGCCGUUGUAUUCAUAAGAUUCCAGAGGAAGAAAAAGGUUCCAAGUGCAACAGAUUUCUUUCCUGGUGUAACCAGGAAAGAAAGAGUUUCUUAUUAUGAGCUGUUACAAGCAACUAAUGGGUAUGGUGAGAGCAAUUUAAUUGGCUCUGGGAGUUUUGGAUCAGUUUAUAAAGCGACUCUAGGUGAUGGUAGGUCAGUGGCUGUAAAAGUAUUUAAUUUGCAACUAGAAGGUGCAGAGAAGAGUUUUGAUGUGGAAUGUGAUGCACUCUGCAACCUUCGCCAUCGAAAUCUCGUGAAAGUCAUCAGCAGUUGCUCUAAACAUGAUUUCAAAGCCUUGGUCCUUGAAUACAUGUGUAAUGGGAACCUUGAGAAAUGGCUGCACUCUCCUAACUAUUUCUUGAAUGUCUUCCAAAGAUUGGACAUUAUGAUAGAUGUGGCAAGUGCUUUGCAAUAUCUGCACCAUGAAUACUCGACACCUGUGAUUCACUGCGACUUGAAACCAAGUAAUGUCCUCAUUGAUGAAGAUAUGGUCGCCCAUGUAAGUGAUUUUGGUAUUGCAAAGUUCUUGGGAAAGGAGGAGAGCACUGCAUUAACCAAGACCUUAGCAACAAUUGGUUAUAUGGCACCGGAAUAUGGAUUGGAAGGAUUAGUGUCAACAGCAUGUGAUGUCUACAGCUAUGGAAUCCUGCUAAUGGAAGUCUUUACGGGAAGAAGGCCUAGUGAUGAAAUGUUUGAUGGAAAUAUAAACUUGAAGAGUUGGGUAAAAGAUUCUAUGCCUAAUGCAACUGUUCAAGUUAUAGAUGCAAAAUUGUUGAAGCCUAAUGAAGAACGAUAUGCAGAAAAGUUGGAAUGUUUGUCGUUAAUCAUGAGAUUGGCCUUAAAUUGUGUUCCUGAAUCUCCCAAGGAAAGGCUCAGUAUGAAAGCUGUUGUGGAUACAUUGCAUAAGAUCAAGCUAAGAUAUCUUGAGUGUCAUGUCACGGACGUAAAUAAAUAAAGAAUGCAAUAUUCCAAAGCAUCUUUCUGUACGGAUUAAGAAACUAUAUAGUAAAUAAGUUUCUCAAAUCUUUGGGGGAAAAAGCCAACUUGGAUCGUUUUCUCUGAUCCCCAAAACCCUGUUUGUUUGAAUCUGUAAUUUUACUUGCAAUUUACUUCAUAUUUAGGCACACCCAUUUAUUGGUCCUAUAUUUAGGCAUUUUUAUGUAUGUUUAGCUUAAUUUAUUAAAAAAGCUAAUACAUAAUGUCUCCUCUUCAUGAGUUUCCAGGGACAUCUCAAAAUAAAAACCCUUAAUUUAUCUUUAAGUUAA
Messenger RNA from Coffea arabica (coffee), 1475 nucleotides. The record is from RefSeq and is a predicted model, not a curated record. NCBI's taxonomy places the organism in Eukaryota, Viridiplantae, Streptophyta, Magnoliopsida, Gentianales, Rubiaceae.